ACCACUAAAACUAUAUAUCCUACUUUUAUACUCUUUAUAGUGGUGUUUAGCAGUUUAGUUUAUAGGUGAUUUAUCGGCAUUCAAAACAAUAACUAGGAACAGGGUGUACAAACUUUCAUACACACAAUAUGCAUAAUCUCGAUUCAGACAGUGAAGAUGAACUUCCUCCUGGCUGGGUAGAAAAGUCAACUGACGAUGGAAAUGUUUACUUUGUCAAUUCUGGCACAAAUAAAAUCCAAUGGACUCAUCCCAGAACUGGCCGAAAGAAAAUUAUUCCACAAGAUUUACCAUUUGGUUGGACAAAAACUGUCGACGAAACUGGCAAAACUUUGUACGUGCAGCAAGAAACCGGUAACAAAACGUAUGUAGAUCCCCGGUUAGCAUUUGCCACUGAAGAAAAGAAGCAUGUUAAUGAUUUUCGUCAAAGAUUUGAUUCAUCUACUACUGCAUUUCAGGUUCUACAUGGAAUAGACUUAUCUGGGAAAUUUGCCUUAAUCACUGGCUGUAAUGCUGGAAUAGGAUAUGAAACUGCUAAAUCACUGGCAAGGCAUGGUUGUAACAUUCUAAUGGCAAACCGCAACAUGGAAGCUACUAAAAAAGCAAUAGCUGACAUUGUCAAAGAAACCAAUGCAUCAGAGGAUAAUCUAAAAUCUAUUCAUUUAGAUUUAGCCUCAUUGGAGAGUGUGAAAAAAUGUGCGAUGACUGUGAAGACUAUUUUUUCAGAUUAUCUGGACAUAUUAAUAUUGAAUGCAGCAGUAUUUGGAUUGCCAUACACAGAAACCAUUGAUAAACUAGAAACUACAUUCCAAGUUAAUUAUUUAGCUCAUCUAUACUUUACUCUGUUACUGGAACCAUUGUUGAAGAAAGGCACUAGAGUUAUUUUUGUAUCUUCAGAAUCUCAUAGAUUUGCCUCAUUGCAAAAUGUAUUUACUCAGCAGAAUGUUGCAAUGACCAGAGAUUCAUAUAGUUCUAUGAUGGCAUAUAACAAUUCCAAAUUAUAUAUGGUUAUGAUAGCUAAGAUUUUAAGUGAAGAAUGGCGGGAUAAACAAAUAUGUGUAAACUCUCUUCACCCAGGGAACAUGGUCUACACUAAUCUUAGUAAAUCCUGGUGGUUAUUUAGGCUUUUGUUCUUCAUUGUUAGGCCAUUUACAAAGUCAAUGCAACAAGCAGCAGCAACAACAGUCUAUACAGCAGUAGCAAGUGAAUUAGAUCAUGUAACUGGAUUAUAUUUCAAUAACUGCUACUAUUGUGCUCCUUCUGAACUCUCUCGGGACGAGGACUUAGCAUGGGAGGUCUUCACCUUAUCUUUAAAAAUCAUAGAAGAACGUAUGGGAUCGGAUGGCAUUCAAAAAUAUAUUUACAAAUGCAUGACAAGACUUAAUGGUGAAAAGAAAUAAUAUUUACACAUAUGGUGUAUUAAAAGACAUACUGUGAUUUGUUUAUAACAAUUUAAGGAAAAUA
Messenger RNA from Papilio xuthus (Asian swallowtail), 1461 nucleotides. It is a transcript of the gene Wwox, whose product is annotated as WW domain-containing oxidoreductase. The record is from RefSeq and is a predicted model, not a curated record. Gene Ontology annotation, molecular function: oxidoreductase activity; protein binding. The transcript is spliced from 7 exons. The coding region runs from base 129 to 1397 and encodes 422 amino acids. Lineage: Eukaryota; Metazoa; Arthropoda; Insecta; Lepidoptera; Papilionidae.